Molecule: messenger RNA, 2210 nt
Organism: Neltuma alba
Lineage: Eukaryota; Viridiplantae; Streptophyta; Magnoliopsida; Fabales; Fabaceae
Product: protein LYK2-like
Exons: 1
Coding region: 180-2210 (676 amino acids)
Biological process (GO): protein phosphorylation
Molecular function (GO): ATP binding; protein kinase activity
Source: RefSeq, a predicted model, not a curated record
AUUAAACUUUGUGAUCCCCAAGAACCCUGUCUCUGUACACAAAUGAAAAAAAAGUUGUGAUGUUGUUCCCUGCUCAGCUUUUGUAUAGAUCCAAGAGUAUGUGAGAGACGAAGCCUUUUAUAGUAUUUUAUAGGUCAUUCCACGUUUAGAGCUGUCUGAAGUGAGUGGUCCUGAGCAUAAUGGCAGAAAUGAUCACCAAGCUUCUCCACCUGAGAGCUUUGGCCUUUCUGUUCUUCUGCCUCUUUGUCUUUUCGCUCGGAGAAGAGCUGACUAGCUGCAACACAACAUCAUAUCCAGAUGUCUCUGGCUACCGUUGCAGUAAAAAUGAAUCACAAUGUGGAACAUUUGCAGUUUUCUUUACCAAUUCAUACUACUCAUCUCUCUUCAAUUUGAGCUUUUACUUGGGAUUCAACCGUUACGUGAUUGCAGAUGCAAAUGGGUUUUCUGCAGAAACAGAGUUUCUUCUUCAUGAUCAACCUUUACUAAUACCAAUAGACUGCAAAUGCAAAGGUGGCUUCUAUAGCGCUGAGAUAAGCAAGACUACCAUUAAAGGUGAGAGCUUUUAUGGUAUUGCUCAAUCGUUGGAAGGCUUGACAACCUGCAUGGCUAUUAGUGAUAAGAAUCCAGGCGUGUCACCUUGGGAUCUCGAUGAUGAUACCAGAUUGCUGAUCCCUCUGAGAUGUGCGUGUCCCUUAUCAUCUAAAGUUUCUCCAGAGCCAAAGCUUGUGAUUUCUUACCCUGUGACAGAAGGCGAUACAGUUCACAAUUUGGCAUCAAAGUUUAAUACUACCGCCGAAGCAAUAAUCUCCGCAAAUAGCAUAUUUUCCAGAGAUUUUAACCCCGCGAAGCUCACACCCUUUACCUCGCUUCUCAUCCCACUUAAUGGUAAGCCUGUUCUUGGUUCUCUGGCCAAACCCAAGGAACCCAGUUCUGGUAAUCAAUCAAGCAGCAUUACAGCAAUUAAACCACCACAUAGGAAACCCAAAACGUGGAAGGGUGAACUGUACAUUGGGUUAGCUGGGGUCGUAGUCGGACUUCUGUUUGCUUUUCUAGCAGCUUUUGCGGUGGUUCGAUUGAGAAACGAGAAGAAAGAGAAAUCUGCCAAAAGAAACAAUUUGGAGCUGCAACAUCUUGAUAUGAGUGUAAGAACCACCAGCGACAAGAAAGUUUCGUUCGAGGGAUCCCACUAUGGGAAAAUCAUCGACACAACUCCUCGUAAGAUGCUGCUGGAGACAUACACUAUUGAAGACCUCGGAAAAGCAACGGAGGAUUUCAGUUCAAGCAAUCUCAUAGAAGGACCUGUAUUUCACGGCCGUCUAGAAGGGAAGAACAUGGCAAUCAAGCAAACACACACAGAGACGGUGUUAAAAAUCGACAUGGGGCUCUUCCAUAACCCGAUCCACCAUCAUCCCAACAUUCUUCGGAUGCUCGGAACGUGUUUAACAGAAGGUCCCGAGUCAUACCUGGUCUUCGAGUAUGCAAAAAACGGGUCUUUGAAAGACUGGCUUCAUGGUGGGUUGGCCAUAAAGAACGAGUUCAUAUCAUCCUGCUAUUGCUUCCUCGAAUGGAGUCAGAGGCUCAGGAUCUGCCUAGACGUGGCCAUGGCCCUGCAAUAUAUGCACCACGUCAUGAACCCAAGCUAUGUCCAUAGAAAUAUCAAGAGCAGGAACAUCUUUCUAGACGAAGAAUUUGGUGCCAAGAUAGGGAACUUUGGGAUGGCAGGGUGUGCUGAGAACGAGACAGAGGAUCCAAAGUUCUACUCGACCAACCCUGCAUCUUGGAGUCUUGGUUAUUUGGCACCAGAAUAUGUACACCAAGGUGCAAUUUCUACAAGCACUGAUAUUUUCGCUUAUGGGGUGGUUUUGCUGGAAGUUCUGUCUGGUCAGACACCUAUAAGCAGACCGAUUGAGAAGGGAGAAGGAAGCGUUUGGCUCACUGAUAAAAUAAAGUCUGUUUUGAAGUCAGAAAGUGAGGAAGAACUGAGAGGGUGGAUGGACAAGACAUUAGGUGAGAAUUAUUCAUUCGAUGCAGCAGUAACGGUGGCAAACAUUGCUAGAGCUUGUGUGGAGGAAGAUUAUGGUAUGAGGCCAAGUGCAGGGGAAGUCGUGGAAAAGCUAACCAGAUUGGUCAAGGAACUUCCGGAAGAAGACCACAUGCUGAUGUCUGAAAGCUCUUCCAAGCCUCUGGUGAAAGCACCAGCAAAACCCUGA